Molecule: messenger RNA, 1932 nt
Organism: Cladocopium goreaui
Lineage: Eukaryota; Dinophyceae; Suessiales; Symbiodiniaceae
Source: the annotation of a GenBank genome assembly
AUGUCUUCCAUUGUUGGCUUGAACGAUGGUGCGGAUGAACAGAACAAGUGGGUGCGUGUGUUGAAGGAUGUGGAGGAGGUCUGUGUGAGACAGGGUGGGCGGCGAAGGAGCGAUGCUGCCGAUGUGCUUCGCAACCGCAUCAACAAUGAAAUGCCGGCCCCGGAUGCAUCUGUUCCUGGUGAACUUUUGGGUCGUGAAGGAGCCCAAGAGAGGCGAACAUUUCAAAAAAUUCGGAGAAUUCAGAAGAUUGCCCGUGGCACGGCUGAAAAUGAGCGGAAUGUGGAAUCAGCCAUGUUCCAAGUCAAACCUUCCAAGUUGGUUGUUCCGACCAGAGACGAACCGCUGUCGAUGUUUGAUCCGGCCACCUGGGGCAUGUCGUUUCCGGACUUGUUUCCAUGGGGUGAUGGCUUGCCUUUUUUGAAGCGUGAAGCCAACAUGGAUGCAACAGAAGUGUUUCGAUAUUUGUUGCUUCGGGAAGAACUGCAUUACAGUGAGGGUGAUGCCCUGUUGCCAAGAUGGUCGCUUUCAGAGACGUUGCUUCCAGUGAUGUACGACGUGCAGCGUCGAUUACAGUUGAUGCGUGCGACGAAAGCGCAUGUGAUGCGUCGUGGCUUUGGCAAACAUUGUCGUGUUAUCUCUGAAGUCAACACGGACCAAUUGCUCAAGGCAAUGGCAUUGCAUGGAGACAAUGCGGACCUCAGGGAGUUGCUGCGAGAUCCGCAGGUGGAUGUGGCCUUGAAGCGAGCAUUGGGAGGAGUGCUUCAGGCAACUUCGAGCAUCAUUGGCAUGGAAGGGCACCGCAGCCAGAUCCGGUUGCGUGGUCAUGCGGCUGGGUGGCAUUAUGGUUCUGCGCAUUUGUUCGUCACGCCCAACAUCGCAGAUAUGCGCUCGUCCUUGCUACUUCAAUUGCACCUGCAGAAUGUCAAAGUGGAAGAGUGCAAAAUUGAUUUGGACUGGGAGGCGGAGAUGCCCGAAUUGCCCAGCGCAGCUGCUAUGCGACGGAUUGUCGCGAGCGAUCCCGUCGCUCAAGCGCGUUGCUUUGCCUUGAUGAUGGAUUUGUUCUGUGAGGAGGUGUUGGGCAUUCUUCCACCUUUGGCCAAGGGAAUUUUUCGUGUGGGCGUGGCAGCGACCUUCGAGGAUGGCAUUGCGAGUUCUCUGCAGGGAGGUGUUUUCGGUGAUAUUGUGGCGUUGAAUGGCCCGUUGGAGACUCAGGGUCGUGGUUCUUUGCACCCUCACAUGCUUAUUAUAUUGCUGGGACACGACUUGGGAGAUCGCUUGCGGAAACUGAUGCAUCGGGUGCAGCAUGGUGAGCUGGUCGUUGAGUUGCAGCGGUGGAGUCGUCGUGUUUUGGAGGCUGUGCAGCGCUUUCAGUAUGAUUCUCAAUUGGCCUUGUCGGAGCAGUUGAGCAGUCCGACACAGCCACUGCCUCUGAAUGAACGUCAGCGAUCAGAAUGCGGUCACCAGUAUGAAUCCGCGCCUUUGGUGCCUACGGAGCCGGAUGGACACGAAUUGGAAGCCUUGAAGUUGGGCGGAUCCGUGGCUGGCAAGGUUUUGACAUUGACCGGAUGCUAUGCUUCUUUGCGACCCAAGUAUCUGCGACGCAGUGAACGUUCUGCGGGAGAUGGUCUUGAGUGGAAGAAAAAAUUCUGUGAGGAUUACAGACGUUUGGUGAUCCAGAAAGCCGUGAAGGGCAAACGUGGGUGUCGCUUUGGUUGCUUUCACGUUGAAAUGAUUCUGGGCAAGGAGGACAAGCCGAAAGCGUUAUGCCGGAAAGGUUGGCCUCGAGUUGCGAAAGCAGGUUUUUCUCGGUUGCAAUAUGAGACAGUAGAUUUGAAGGAGGUUGAAGAGUUCAAAAACGAAAACCCGCAUGUGUUUCAAGCUCGGCGUGAUCACCCUUUGAAGGGAUGUCGAACCCGGUGGCGCAAGCAGUGA